AUGUUGAUAGAUUUUCUAUUUUGUGUACGAAAAAAGGAAUUCUAAAAUAUAUGAUAGAAGAAAAAAGGUUGGUGGUGAUGUAGUUGACUAAUAAAUGAUUGAUCUCUAUAACUAAAUCCAUGUUGUUGAUUAAUUAUUGAUUGAUCUCUAUAACUAAAUCUGUAUAGUUUGAUUCAUUGUUGAUUGAUCUCUGUAACAGACUUCAAAUCCAAACGAAAUUGGCUAAUAAAAGCAUUCUCUAACUGUUGAAACUCUAAUUUAUUUAUUACACCAUCCGCUUCAAUUUAUUAGUCUAAUUUUCUUUUUUAGUCUGCUUCGAAAUUAAUAUCUCUCUACUUUUUAAAUAACACUUUAAUUCUAAGCUUCUACGGGAUAUAUUUAAAACUACAAAAUUAAAGAGCAUUUUAAUACAUUCUUAUAUAUUUUUAAUUUAAGACCGAAAUUGUUCACUUGAUAUUUGGUGCAUGGUCGUUGGACUUCCCUAUCAAGAGUUCGAGAAAGUGUAGGAUCACAAUCAUUUCUAACCUUUUUUUUUUAGAGUUUCACAUGUAUAGAGAUUUAUAAUUUUUAUUUUAUUUCAAUUAUGUGGCAUAAUUGAAAUUUUGAGAUUUAUAGUAAGUCUAUUUUUUCCGUCCGUAAAAAUAGAUUAAGUGAGAUACAACGAAAACAAUAACACAUUUGAGAUAUAAUAUUUAUUUAUAUCAUUUAAAUACCUCAUUUGCUAUUUAUUUAUUUUUAUCAUGUUAUUCUUCUGUGUAUAUGUUUCACCCGUUAUCAAGUUCUUAUCGACACUUGUACAGGUGAUAUUUAAGUUUAUGUAAUAAUUAUGUUUUGCUAUAUUGGGCUCCUUAUUCGCUAAUUAAUACUCUUGUUGUUCACUUGUUUGGUGAAAUGACGUAAAUAUUCUCUUUCUCUAUUAUUCCAAGCUCUUUGGAUCAAGUCUUUAAUGAUGAAUCGACCACAUAAAAGUUUUUAGACUAGUCCCCGACGACUCCUCAAUAACUUCGGCUCAAAUCUUGUAAAUAUGUUGAGAAAUUCACUGAGCAAAUACACUGUUCAGUAUAUCGAAUGAGCUGCGGUACUAAUCCGAACUCAAACUCAUACGAAUUCUGGAUUUGCUUCUAUUUAGAGUAGAUGACGUUGUCCGCUAAUAACACAUAUGACAAUUCUAUGUAGCAUACAUGACUGGUUUUGUUAACCUGGACAUUCAGUCAGUUUGGUUCAAUUUUUUUAUUUUCAGUAAAAGUUUAAAUUGAAACCGAACCAAAAUUAGUUCAGUUCAAUUCGACUUUUCAAUUUUGGCCAGUUUAAGUACAGGCUUUUAGAUGGUGUAGUAAUUGGGUUUGUAUUGUUCAGUCGAUCAUUUAAUUUCUAAUUGUUAGCAUCCUCAUUAAGCAGUAAAGAUUCUAUUUAAUUUGAUUGUGGAGUUUCAUAUUUCUGGGUUUUUGUUUUAAACGGAUAAGUGGCCACCCCUACAUAUACCUAGCCAUAGAGUACAAGAAUCAAUUAAGAACAGCCUAACUGUGUGCUUAAACAGGUAGUAGCUAGUUAUUGCUAAACCUAUUAUAUUAUACAUAGUAUUAAAAGAAAGCGACUUCCAUACUGGUUACGAAUUACUAGAGAUAUCUGACCAUCUCUACCAUGGUCCCAAACUUCAUGAAAGAAAAAAAUAUUCAAAUCAAAGAAGCAAGAGUUGACAAGAGGGAAUAAAAAAAAGAAAAAUGAGAGUUAGGAUGAGAACGAGCCAUUAAUAGAUGAAAAUGCAGACUCCAAAGAGAAACAUAAAUGAGUUGGUUCCCUUGAACUGUUUGUAAUAGUAAGAUAUUUUUUGACAUAUUAUCUCAUUAAAGCCCUAGCUGACAAAGAUGACUACAACCUCCUUAAAUACCCCAUACCUUUUGCAUGAAAAAGAAAUAAACCACCUUUUAGUCUUUGUAUUUCCUACAAAUUUUCACGGUAUUGCAUGGCUUCUGUAAAUUUGGAUAUGGAGUUACAGGAAGUAGAGUUGAAUAAUGCUGAGAAAGGACAAAUGGUAUCAAAAAGUGGAGGCGUUUUCUUGACUUGGAAUGACUUAUGGGUUACUGUUAGCACUAAAAAAGGUGGAAGCAAAUCCAUACUUAAAGGUCUCACUGGCUAUGCUCGACCUAGUGAGCUCUUGGCCGUUAUGGGUCCUUCUGGCUGUGGCAAAUCUACACUUCUCGAUUCCUUAGCUGGGCGACUGGAUUUCAGCACGAGGCAGAGCGGGGAAAUUCUGAUCAAUGGUCACAAACAGAAACUUUCGUAUGGAACAUCUGCAUAUGUGACUCAAGAUGAAACUCUGUUAGCAACACUAACAGUUCAAGAAGCAGUUUACUACUCUGCACAACUCCAACUCCCAGUUUCCAUGACAAAAUCAGAGAAAAAACAAAUAGCAGAGCAGACUAUUAAGGAGAUGGGGUUGCAAGAUGCAAUGAACACAAGAAUUGGAGGAUUUGAAAAUAAAGGAAUUAGUGGAGGAGAAAAGAGAAGACUUAGUGUUUGCAUGGAGAUUCUAACGCGGCCAAAACUUCUUUUCCUUGAUGAACCAACCAGCGGCCUCGACAGUGCUGCAUCUUAUUACGUGAUGAGCGGAAUUUCACGUCAAAGAGAGGGAAGAACCAUUAUUGCAUCCAUUCAUCAGCCAAGUGCUGAAGUUUUCAACCUUUUCCACAGUUUAUGCCUUUUGUCUUCAGGAAGAACCGUAUAUUUUGGACCUGCUAGUGCAGCAAUUGAGUUUUUCACGAGGAAUGGUUUCCCUUGCCCAUAUCUUCAGAAUCCAUCAGAUCAUUUUCUUAAAACAAUAAACAAGGACUUUGAUGAGGAUAUUGAACAAGGCUCAGCUGGAGGAAGACGACCAACAGAAGAAGUUAUAGACCUUCUCAUAAAUUCAUAUAAAUCAUCAGAGGGAUAUCAUGAAGUUCAGAGCCAUGUUGCAGAAAUAUGUCAUCAGGGUGGUGAAAUGUUGAAAAAAAGAAGCCAUGCUAACUUCAAGACGCAAUGCCUUGUUCUUACAAGGAGGUCAACUGUGAACAUGUUUCGUGAUCCUGGCUACUAUUGGAUGAGAUUCGUUGUUUAUGUCGCCAUUGCUUUAAGUCUUGGCUCCAUCUACUAUAAUGUUGGCUCAAACUAUCGGUCAAUUGAGGAAAGAGGUCUAAUGGUUGCUUUCGUAGUUUCAUUUAUGACAUUUAUGACGGUCGGUGGAUUCCCUUCAUUUGUGGAGGAAAUGAAGGUAUUUCAACGAGAAAAUGUGAACGGGCACUAUGGAUGUUUUGCUUUUGUCAUAGGCAACACACUUUCUUCUAUACCGUACGUGCUACUAAUAUCAUUGGUUCCAGGUGCCAUUGCCUAUUUCCUUGCUGGAUUUCAAAAUGGAUUUGAGCACUUCAUCUACUUUGCUUUGGUCCUCUUCAUCAGUAUGAUGAUAGUGGAGAGCCUAAUGAUGAACGUUGCAGCUAUUGUACCGAACUUCCUAAUGGGCAUUGUAGCGGGGGCAGGAAUACAAGGACUACAAAUACUAAGUGGUGGUUAUUUUCAAUUACCGAGUGAGUUGCCUAAAAUACUUUGGAAAUACCCACUAUACUACAUGUCCUUCCACAAGUAUGCUUACCAAGGUAUGUUCAAGAAUGAAUUUGAAGGACUAAAGUUUAGAGAUGAUAUGUUUGCAAACAAUCAUAUAAUGAGUGGAGAAGUCAUCUUGAGAGAAAGAUGGCAAGCAGAAAUGGGACACUCAAAGUGGGUAGACAUGGUCAUUCUGGUCGGUAUACUAAUUUUGUAUCGUCUGGUGUUCUUCCUCAUAAUCAAGACAAAAGAAAAAUUUGUGCAUGCAAGAAAGACAUCCACGUCAAUUCUAUCAAACCGAAGUACACAAAUCAUGGCUAAGUCCCUACCUGCCUCACCUCUCCAUGGACUCACUCCACCACAUGACACUCCCACCAACAAUAGAUGAACUAAUAGUUAGUUCUUCUGUUUUCUACAAGAUUUGACACUAUAUUUGGCUUCUUAUUUCUAUAAUGUAUCAUUUUGUACUGUAUUGUAUUUUACCAACUGUUCUGUGGAUGUAAUGUUUGAAUAGACUAUAGCGUUCGAUGAUGUAACACUCUUUCCUUUUUGGUCUAUAAAAGAAAUAGCACUUCACCUUUAA
Messenger RNA from Solanum tuberosum (potato), 4159 nucleotides. Its product is annotated as ABC transporter G family member 11-like. The record is from RefSeq and is a predicted model, not a curated record. Gene Ontology annotation, molecular function: ATP hydrolysis activity; ABC-type transporter activity; ATP binding. The transcript has 8 exons. Gene Ontology annotation, cellular component: membrane. The coding region runs from base 1964 to 3964 and encodes 666 amino acids. Lineage: Eukaryota; Viridiplantae; Streptophyta; Magnoliopsida; Solanales; Solanaceae.